Messenger RNA from Bursaphelenchus okinawaensis, 708 nucleotides. NCBI's taxonomy places the organism in Eukaryota, Metazoa, Nematoda, Chromadorea, Rhabditida, Aphelenchoididae. The record is from the annotation of a GenBank genome assembly.
AUGAGCGAUGGCCCAAAGGUUCUUCUUGGAUUUUCUGGUAAACGAAAAUCAGGGAAAGAUUACAUUAGUGAUAAGGUGGUAGAGAAAGCAGAGAGCUUGGGGCUACGAAUAGUGAGAAGAGGUGUCAGUUAUCCAUUAAAGGAAGAGUACGGUAAGCUACAUGGGUUGGAUGGUGAGAAGCUCAAGUUUGAUUUUGAAUACAAGGAGAAGGUACGAAAAGAUAUGGUCGUAUGGGGUGAAGAAGUUAGAAACAAGGAUCCUUCAUAUUUCUGCAAGUAAGUUCAAUAUGGAAGAUUAAAGAGUUUCAGUAAAUUAUAAUUACUUUUUUACGUUUCACUAUCUUAAAAUGUCAACUGAGUCAUAAUUUUUAUUGCUAAGACUUACAGUAAGAAUUUUAGAAAGACGGUAGAAGCCGUACCUGAUUUAUCAUCAGUGGAUAUUUUGAUAAUAAGUGAUUGCCGUCGUCUCAUUGAUGUAGAAUACUUUAAAUCCAACUACAACUCGUUUUUUCUACGAGUAGAAGCUGACAUGGAAACGAGGAAGGAGAGAGGAUGGCAGUUCCAAGAAGGUGUAGAUGAUGCCGAAUCUGAAUGUGGGCUAGAUGACUUUAAGGGAUUUGACGUUGUUAUACGGAAUGGUGGUGACGAAGAGAAGCUCAAUUUUGAUCUCGAUAGGCUUUUUCACAAACUAAACAUAUCAAUAAAGUAA